AUCGACCCGUUGGAAAUUUUUCACAGUGCAGGAGGCAUUUAGAACGUUAAUUAUUUCUGUGCGGAGUUAACCGUUUAUUCGACACAUGGCAGUGGUGCAUAAACUCCUGGGCCACGGAAGAAUCGGGCAAUGCGGCGGUACAAUCAUAAACAAAAGAUGGGUACUCACAGCCGCUCAUUGCGUAGAGGGGGGGUCACAGAAAUUUUUCGUGGUGUUCGGCAUCAUCGACAAGUCCGGCAUUGGAUACAACACUCUUUUAGGCCCCGGUGUGUCAAUGAUUGCGACUAUAGCCGUCGUACACCCGCUAUACACACCGUCUCAAAACGAUAUUGCCUUACUCCACAUGCCACAGAAUAUUCCCUUUUCCGGUAAAUAUAUUUAAAUUACUAUUCCUCCUUCUUCCUUCUCUUGCGCUUUAUUCAUAUGGCGGCGUUAUUUAAUUAUUCUAUGGAAAAGACGCGGAGAAUUAAUAACGAUAUGAAUAACAAAUAGUCUCAUAAAUGUGGAAAACUCAAUAAUGGAAAAUAGUAUUGUUUAUCUGUACACUAGGAGUCACUAAUGCCUUGCCAUAUGAAUUUCGGUACAUGUAGGAUAGAUACACAUUUUCCAUGUAUGUAUAUUCAACAUAUAGAAAUGUGUUGAUACGUGCGCAAAAUUAUGUGGGAAGGCAUCAGUGAUUCCUAGUGUACACAGCUCUUUUUGCAAUCUUUGAGAUGUACUACAAAAAUAUCACAAAUUGACACGUUCCGCUACGUGUUUCGGUUCCGAGUCGGUACAAAGUUUUACGAUAUUUAAAAUACGUGCGACUCAUGUCAGAUCUGUGUUACG
Vollenhovia emeryi is the source of this 828-nucleotide messenger RNA. Its product is annotated as trypsin-like. The coding region runs from base 86 to 382 and encodes 98 amino acids. The record is from RefSeq and is a predicted model, not a curated record. NCBI's taxonomy places the organism in Eukaryota, Metazoa, Arthropoda, Insecta, Hymenoptera, Formicidae. Gene Ontology annotation, biological process: proteolysis. Gene Ontology annotation, molecular function: serine-type endopeptidase activity. The transcript has a single exon.